This is a messenger RNA of Mytilus trossulus (common blue mussel), 7287 nucleotides long. RefSeq lists its product as uncharacterized. The transcript has 3 exons. The record is from RefSeq and is a predicted model, not a curated record. NCBI's taxonomy places the organism in Eukaryota, Metazoa, Mollusca, Bivalvia, Mytilida, Mytilidae. Bases 336 to 3101 code for a protein of 921 amino acids.
AUGGAAUAAUGUCUGCCCUGUAGGAUAUUGAGCAAAUCAAACACACCUUUUCACCUGCAUGCUUUUCUAGUUAUCGUCAUGAAAUCUUUUUAUAGAUCUUCAUACCCGUCUUCCUGUUUAGUCGUUGGAACCACAUAGAAGGAUUGUAACACAUCCUUGUUUCAGUUUUAUAAACAAUGUUACUACAUCUGGAUGAAUUUGUUGACCUGAAGAUGUUGGGACAACAAUAGAUAGCAUGAUCAUUGAUGUUACAGUUGGGACCUUUUUACCAUGACAUAGAUAUAAGGAUUGAAAUAUACUACAAACAUUCACCAAGGUAACAGAUUGAUGCGAAAAUGAGGGCAAGAGCAAAGCAAACGAUAUCAAGUAUUUUCUUCAUUGUGGUGUUGGUUGUUGUUUUCUACACAUUUUACUUUGAUAAACCAACAUUUCUAAAGUCAGAUAGUUCUAACAGACAAUCACAAAUUUCAUCUGAAACUGGAUCGUUAACUGCUGAAAACACUGUUGGAAAAGUAAUCACACGAAACGAAAAAGGAUGGACAAUUGACCAAAAAAUAUGUCAUCAAAACUACGAUUUUGUACUUGCACAUUUAAAGGACCCUCCUCACACACCUAUUUUCGUAUAUACUACUGAGGAAGAUAAAUGGGUGUCUGGAAGUAUAAUAGCCCAUGGUGCUUGGGAAGGUGGCCAUGUUGGUACAAUUCAUAAUUACAUGAAAAAGUUUCCACACGCAGUGUUCCUUGAUAUUGGUGCUAAUAUUGGAAUGUUUUCAAUCUCUAUUGCUGCUCAUGGAUAUAGAGUUAUUUCAAUUGAUUGCCUCAAGGGAAAUGUCAUGCGCCUUUGUGCUUCAAUGAAGGCCGCUAAAUUGACAGACAAAAUGACUGUAGUGUAUAAUGCCUUAUCUCAUACACAUGAAAAAGUUUCAUUGGGCAAGUACCAUGGCAACGUAGGAGGAACGUAUGUUAAGCAGGGGACACAUAAUCAUCAGAAAGGAACGGAAUCAGUUAAUUCAAUUUUUCUUGAUGAUCUCUUAGAAAUUUAUAGUUUUGAUCAAGUUGUCAUAAAAAUGGAUGUAGAAACUUUUGAAGCUAAUGUUUUGAAGGGAGGCUACAAAUUUUUUGAACAAGUAAAAGUGGAAGCAUUAUUAAUGGAAUUUGUUGCACAUAGAGAAAAAGAGAGUGGUAAAUUCAUUGCUGAUUUCUUGAUAUCUCAUGGCUUGGAACCAAAUGUUGCAGAUAACGUUAAAAACGAUUAUACAAAAUGGGGCAAUGAAGUUUUAUUUUUACGUAAAAGUAAAGUUGCUGCUACUGUAACAACAACUCUACCAACAGUUGUUGUUGAAAAUAAAAAUAAGAUUACAAUCACUUUAAAAAAUGAAGCUUUAGGAAAAAUCAUUUCAUACUCAGGAAAUAAAUGGACGUCAGAUGAAAAUUUCUGUCCUACUGAUACAAGUAAAUUUGUUUCCACCAAAUUAGGACACCCAUAUAAUGUACCCAUGUUUGUUUAUACUAUGAAGGAAGAUCAGUGGGUUUCUGGGAGAAUAAUUCAAGGUGGAAUUUGGGAAGAGGAUCUUGUCAAUAAAGUUAUAGCACAAAUGGAUAACUUUCCCAAUGCUGUCUUCAUAGAUAUAGGAUCCAACAUAGGAGUAUUUUCAUUGGCUGUAGCAAGUAAAAGGAGAACUGUUAUCAGCAUAGAUUGUUUAAAAGGAAAUGUUGAAAGGCUUUGUAAUUCAAUUAAAUCUGCAGGUUUUGAUAAGCGUAUGACUAUUGUUUAUAAUGCUCUUUCAAAUGAAAGGAAGAAUUUUUCUCUAGGAACUUACGAAGGCAAUGUCGGAGGAACAUAUAUAAAGGAACCAGCCAGUGGAGACAGCCUUAUUAGCAGCAUUUUACUUGAUGACCUAGUACCACUUUUUGAAUUAAAAGAAGUAGUAGUGAAGAUGGACGUUGAAACACAUGAAGCUAAUGUUCUACAUGGUGCUAAAAAGUUUUUUGACUCUGUAAAAGUUCAUUAUUUCUUAUUAGAAUUCGUUUCUCAUAAAGGAAAACCUAGUGGGAGUUUUAUCAGUAAUUUUUUUGACUCCUAUGGAAUGGAACCAAUACUACCAUCCACGUCACAGUUAGCAGACACAUCCACAUGGCCAAAUGAAGUGGCAUGGAGGAGGAAAAAAGGAGGUAAUACAAAGAAUGAGGAAAAAUUAACAGUCAGAGACACAGAAAAACGAAACAUUCCAGAAACUCAAAAUAAAUUUUCACAUUCCAAAAAAAUUACAUCUGACCAAGAAACAUUAGGGAAAGUAAUAUCACGAUCAUCAUUUGUGCAAGAAUGGACUGAAGCUAACUUUUCUUGCCAAGCAAAAUCUAAUUUUGUGCGAGCAAAUUUGAACCGUGAUCGAAACACACCAAUAUAUGUCUACACUCAAGAAGAGGAUAAAUGGGUUUCUGGUAGUAUUAUUAGGAAUGGCAAUUGGGAAGGUGACCUUGUUCAGAAUAUUGCAGUCAUUUUCAAUGAAUUUCCUGAUGCAACAUUUCUUGAUAUUGGGGCAAAUGUAGGAAUGUUUUCGCUGUCAUUAGCCAAACAUGGUAAAAGAGUGAUUGCAUUUGAUUGUUUAAAAGGCAAUGUGGAAAGAUUGUGUGCGUCAAUGAAAGCCAAUGCUGGUUUUGAAAACCGAAUGACAAUAGUUUAUAAUGCAUUAUCAAACCAAAGAGAAAAAGUAACAUUAGGUACAUAUAGUGGUAAUGUAGGUGGGACUUUUGUUAAAAAGAUAACAUCCAACACUGAAAACAUAGAUAAUACAGUCGAUUCCAUUCUAUUGGAUGAUAUAUUAGAAAUAUUUAAAUUUGAUAAUAAGGUCAUUAUAAAAAUGGAUGUUGAAACAUUUGAGUUGAAAAUAUUAGAGGGAGCUGAUAAAUUCUUUAGUACUGUUGAAGUUGAAGCUAUAGUGUUAGAAUUCGUAUCUCACAGAGGAAAUAAAUCAGGUACAGAUAUAAUACAGUUUCUAGAAAAGCAUAAACUUUUCCCUGUACUGGGCCCUGGAAUGGAUAGAUACGAUACUAAAACAUGGAAAAAGGGUGAGGUCAUGUUCAGAAGAAAAAACAGUUAAAAGGAAAACCAAAAUUAAUUUUUACAGUAUUUUAUACUCAAUGUGCAUUAAAAGUAGUCUAGUCUUUUAUACAGAGAGUAUAUAGAAAAAGAUUUGUAAUCUUGGUGUUGGCUAUAGAUGCAAAAAUGUAAGUAACAAUAUGUUUAACACUGUGAUAUAUGGUGAUCUAGUGUUUUCAUCAAUAUGUUUGUACAUGACUUGUUUUAAUCCUGAUAUAAUUUGAAUCCUUCAGCUUGUCAUACAUGUAGAUAUUGAAUAUUUUUCCUAAAGUGGAUGCAAUCCUAAGAGAUUGUUAAUGCAUAUGUGGCAAAGUAGCAGAAGGGAUAUGGUAACACAAACACAAUAGUUAUGCAAGAGAAAAGGGUUAUUAUUUUUACCCAAUCGUAAUCAAGACGAGUAGAAUAUUUAUUUUGAAGGACAAGUCAUUUUGUUAAAAUACUUGAUUUGGUAUGGAAUUGUGCAAAACAUUCUUGAGAGUUUUCAAAGAUAAUUACUGUACAGCAUUUACUAGCUUUUGGUAAAAGCAAUAUUUACAAAGUCAAUCUUCUUGUUUGUGGUUUAAGAGCUUAGUUUACUAACAGCAUUAAUUAUGUAACCUCACAAUUCUUUCAUCUUUCAACACUUUUUUACUGGACAUUACACUUGAGGUGUGAAUAAAUAAUCAGUAUUAAUGUUAUUUUUGUGGUUUUUGUAAAUUUUACAGAAUUGUAGUCUGUUAUGCAGUCGAAAUGUAUGAAAUUUUACAAAUAUCAUGUAGCUUAUUAUAUGUUCACCAAGCAGGUUUUUCUCAACAUUGAAUGCUUUUAAUACCUUUGCGUAUAAUUGCUUAUAUUCACUUUUCAUUUUAAUUUUGAUAGAUAGUUGUCCCUUGGCAAUCAUACUUCAUCUCCUUCUUUUUAUAAUUAUUAUUGAUAUAAACAGUUUUGUAAUAAAUUUUCUUUUUAUUUCUGAAUGAAAUCCAUUUUAUCAUGUUAAUCUGUUGUAUUAAAAUGGUAAGUCCAAUUUUAGUUCUUUCCAAACAUUGCCAAAUGUGUCCAUAUAUCACUAACCCAAUAUAAAAUUCACAAAAAAAUAUAUGCUUUGUAAAUGCAGCUGAUGCCUAAGUGACACUCUAAAUUACAGUUUGAUCAUAAAUUCAUAAUUAGAGGGGGAUAAUCUAGUGUAAUUUGUAUGAUUCCUUAUUAAUAUAUUUUUUGUAAUUCUCUUAUAUAUUUUUUUAUUUAUGAAGAUCUAAAUGGCAUUUAGCAUUUUUAUCAUAUAUUUAGUACAAAAUACAGCUAUUUUGUAUAUCUAAUAAAGGUUCUUUUUUCCAGUCUGUAUCACCUACCCUGUAUCGCAUGGCUAAACCCGUAUCGCAUACCCCGUAUCGCAUGGUAAAAUCCGUAUCGCAUACCAUUUUUUUUUUUUUUUUUUUUUCUUUAUACAUCAAGUCAGUUUUUUAGUUUUUUUUUGCUAAGAAAAAAUUUCCAAAAAAUAGGUCAAUUUUUUGAAUGACGUCAUUGUUUGGUAUGUAACGUCACGAACGUUAAGUUUUCAUAAUCUAUGUGACGUCACGAACAUUACGUUUUUACAACAUAUUUUUUUGGCACACUAAAUGCAACUAUAAACAUACAAAACACUUAAAUAAAUACAAUAAUAAACAAAAUAUUUAAAACAACAGAUUGUAAGGUAACCCAGGUGCUUCGUAUAAAUAAUUGAGCAGUUUUUUUAAGGCUUUGAAACAAGAAAAAAGCAGAACUGAAGGUAACCCAGUGCUAUGGAUCAGAAAACAGUUCAUAUAAUAUAAUACUCUUCUGUUGAAAUAUAUGAUAAAGCGUAUAAUACAUGGCAAAAUCCGUAUCACAUGCCGUAUCACCCUCGACCAAUAUCAUCCCUCGGGCCUAAAGGCCCUCGGGCUGAUAUUGAUGUCUCGGGAUGAUACGACAUAUGAUACGGAUUUUGCCAUGUAUUAUUCUCUAUUUAAUUUUAUAAUCUUGGUUAAAAUAUAUCAAAUAAAUAUGUUAACAAUUUAGAAAAUAAUAAAAAAAAAAAAUUAGCAAUAUACUAUUUUUUUAGCCUCUUGGAAAGUAAUAGAAAUUGUGUAUGGGAGUCAAUAGACAUUUAUUUAUAUUAUAGGGUUAUUGCAUGAAUAUUGGGGAAUAUUGUUCCGAGUAGAAUCUUAUAUUGAACGAGCUUGCGAGUGCAAUAUAUGUUCUACGAGAGACAAUAUUCCAGAAUAUUCAUGCAAUUACCCUUUUAUUGUAUAGCAAUAUAAUAUUUAAAAGUAAAAAUUGGUUUAAACUAGAUGUUGACGUUGAUGACGUCAUCAAUUUUUUUGAAGAUUUAUUGCACUAGUGCAAUAUUGGAAGUUAUUGCACGCUAACUUUUGGUUACUUUCUGUAGGGAAUAUUAUAUUGCUAUACAAUAAUAAUAAUAAGAAUUAUAUAUAGAUACCAAAUUGUGAUCUAUAUUUUAUCAGAGAUGUACAUUUGUGUUUAAAUUCAGGUCUCUGAUUUUAACAAAAAUUAAUUGCUGAUUUUUUUUAGUAAAAACAUGUACACUAUUAAAGGUGUAGAUAAUAAUUUGAUAGAAAAUAUUUUGUGUUCUACAUUGUAUGUAUUCAAUCAGGAGCCAAUCAUCUUGGUUCUAGCAUUAUAGAAGAUCCUAGCUUUGUGCAAUUAAAUUUUACAUCAACAUAUACAUGUUUUAUUUGAAUGCUUUGACUUUGUUGAUAUUCAUUAAAUUACAAGGAUGUAUAUUAGCUUUAAUAAUGUGUAUGAUUUAUUUGAUAGUACAUGUAUCCAAUUUUAAAAAGUUUUUUUCUUUUUCAAAAUAAAUUGAAAAAUAUUUAAACCUAUAAAUCUGUGUGAUAAGUCUCAAAUUAUUUUGAUAUUCAUCACAUAGUCUCAAGUCAUGUAAGUGUUGAAUUUUAUUGAUUGAAUAAGUAAUUUCACUUCGAACUUAAAUUUGUAAUAUAUUUUAAUAUAAAACAGUACCUUUAGCUAUAUUAACAAUUUCCAAUAACCCUUGUCUUUUUGUGCUGAGGCAGUUAUUGCAAAUUCGCAUCAAUCUACGCAUAAAUAAGCAUAAUUAUUAAUUGUUUCAAAUCAUAUUUGAAGUGCCAUAAGCCAGUUUGUGUUUAUUUUUUACUUAACAUUCAGUGUGUGAAGUUCUUGCCUGAAUAAUAUCUUAUUUGACAUUCAAUCAGGUCUUUUUACUAGUCAGGUUAUGUUGCAUUAAUAAAAUGGUGUUCAAUCAAUGUGCCAUUCUGCAUUCACCAGAUAAGCUUCUUUGAUCCUUUUUCUUGUGAUGUUUUAAAAAUCAACACCCUUAUACAAAGAUGUUCAAUUAUGUAGAACCUUGAAUAGUUUGGCAAAGACUUUCAUCCUUUGUCAAAGUGAUCUAUCUCUAGGUUGACAAUUUUUUGCAUGUGCAUUUGACUCAUAUCUUGAUUGACUAGGAAUGCCAAAAAAAAGGAGGGGGAGGGGGAGGGGUUCAAUAAAAAUCUGAAGUUCAAACAAGAAACAUCUAAAUUGGUGUUUGAUGCUUCUCUGCUUAGAAUGCAGCAUAUAAGAGAAAGAACCCUGUCAGAAUAAUGUGUAAUGGUAGGGUUACUUGGUAAACUAGUACAUUUAAAUUGUUUGUGUAGUAGAAACAGGCAAGGUUCAUAUUCUUAUUGACCAUGCUUCCAUCCUGACUUGCAUUUAAUUUGUCAUCAGAAAUUAGUUUCAUCAACAUUUUCAUCUUUUCUUUUCUUUGGUUGAAUGUAAUAAAACAUAAAAAAAUAAAUCGCAUUAAUUAAUUUUAUCUAGUAUAUGGUUCCUUUCAUUAAUUUUAUAUUUAACAAUCCACUUUGGAAAGUAGCUAGUGUGAUAUUUUUAGUAAUUGAUUAAUAAGUAAUGGUGCUUUGUAUUAACAUGGAAAUAUUUUAAUGUUCUGUGGUGUUAAGUUUUGUUCCUUUUAAAUUGAAUUUUUACGUUAUAUGAAUUUGUCCUUGUUAACAAUUGUGAGCAUGUUUAUUAAGCAAUCACUUUAAGUAAAAAUUGUAAUUUUUUGAAAAUCUUGAAAAUUACAUACCAAGACCUAUUGGUUGGUAAUAUAUGUUCAACAGUUUGUAAGAAACUGUCAUGUCAGUCUAUGUUAAAAAAAAAGAGACUGAAAUAUUCCUCAUAUGUUAUAUUUUCAUCUCUGUAAUACUGUUAAUUUA